GUGUUUCUCCUUUGUUUUCCAGUUAUAUGAAAAGUACGGCGUCACCAUGAGUGGGGUAUUGAAAAGGAAGUAUGAAGAGCUGGGGGAUGACAGUACCUACUGCUCCUCCUCCUCCUGCUCCCCCCUCUCGUCUUCAGCGUCUUCAGGCUGGGAGACGGACGAGGAGAGCUCCCGCGGGGAGCCCAAGCCUAGCUCUGCCUUAACGCCCAGCUUCACCCCCACAUCUAUCCUGAAGAAAUCCAAGCGGCUAAAGAAGAACAAUGUGGAGUUUGACCGGGUCACUGUGUUUUACUUCCCACGCUGCCAGGGGUUCACAAGUGUGCCUAGUCGCGGGGGCUGUACCCUGGGGAUGGUGAGCAAACACAGCUCCUCCCGGCAGUUCACGCUAGCAGAGUUUUCAAAGGAACAGGAAAACGUUCGUCGGGUGAAACUGGAAGAGAAAUUAAAAGAGGAGAAGUUGGAGGCAUUGAAAUGGAAACUAACCAUGAAUGGCACAAAGGAGUCAGAGGAGGCCAACCAGCUCACUAUUGAAGACAUCUCUGAUGAUGACAUCGAUGUCAGCAACGUGGACCUGGAGGACGGCUUCUUUCUCCAGCCCUACCCUGCCAAGAAGAGGCGUGCACUGCUGAAAGCCAUGGGGGUGAAGAAGAUCGACAAGGAGGAGAAGCGGGAGCUGCACAACAUCCGCCUGUCCCGGGAGGACUGUGGCUGCGACUGCCGGGAGGUCUGCGACCCAGAGACCUGCAGCUGCAGCUUGGCAGGCAUUAAAUGUCAGAUGGAUCACACCUCCUUCCCCUGUGGCUGCACCAAGGAUGGCUGUGGCAACACUGAGGGCAGGAUCGAGUUCAACCAGGCCCGCGUGCAGACCCACUUCAUCCACACCAUCAUGAAGCUGGAGCUGGAGAAGCAGCAGCAGAGUAGUGAGAAGGUGGCAGAGGCCGAGCCCCCCUUUCGGGAACGGCUCCCACAGUUGGGAUGUGCAACAGGGAAGGGCUCUUUGGAGGAGCGUGCAGUGCCGCUGGCACCCGCCUUCCAGUUCAGCCCUGACCUGGAGGCCUUGGGGGAGAACAGCUGCAGCAGUGACAUGACAGACUCCUCCAUCUCCUCCCACCCCAGUGAGGACCUGGAGGAGCCCUACGAGAGCCUCCCCUCCGACAAAUCCCAGUCGGAUGUGGAUGACGAUGGCUUGGCACGCAUCCUCCACUUCAACGACUCGGAUGCCGAGGAAGAGGGUGGCCAUGGUCAUGAUGACCUGAGCUGCUUCCACCCCACCGAUUUCUUCAUCGAGGACCAUGGUGAUGAGCCUAAGCCUGUCCCUGGCCACUUAUCCCACCUCUCCGAGUGCCUGGAUGAGAACGCUAACCAGGACAGUGGCAGUCUGCUGGAGGAUGCUGCUCAUGCACGGUGCGAUGGACUGUCCUGCUGCACCUCAUCCCCAGCUGAGCCCUGUUCCAGGAGCUACGCUGACCUCAGCCUUUCCUCAGACUCCUUGGAUUUCUUCCAGUCCUUCUCAGACUAUAAUUUGGGACCCCUUUACAACUCCUUGAAGGAGUACGAGAACCUCGAUAACUUCUCAGCGUUACAGUUUCAGUUGCCUAAUUUUCCAGGUUUCCCACAAGCUGGAGACCAGGGCUCCUGUUUCUUGGAGUCCCUUAUUGGUUUGUCCGAAUCUGUCCCUGAAACCCCAGCCCCUUUCACAGACAAUCAACUUUUGGAGGAUGCCAUCAAGUCAUCGCUGAUGGAGACGGUGAAAGUGUGAAAUGCUUGAGCAGCAAGGAACAGCCUGAAGGAAAACCGAAGUGGGCAAACUUGCACCAAAAGGAUGAUGCGUUACUCAAAAAUAAGGAGAAAAAAAUCAAACAGAAAAGGACUUUCUAAGCAAACAAACUAUUUUUGGUCUUUGUAGAACGUGGACGUUUUGACAUACUGCAGCUACAAUCAGUUCUCUCACUGUUUGUGCAAAAAUUUCUAAACUUUCAUGAUGGGGUGGGGAGGGAGGGAAAAAGACUUUCACGUAUGAGUUUCCUUGUGUUUUGUAUGAAAAGACCUGUAGAGAAAUACUCCUCGCUAACAUUGCCAGUCGUACACACAGCCCCUUCUAGAAAUGUUUCAGUGUUGCAGGAACUUUUUAAGGCAACUUUUUGAAGCUGUAUUUAUUGUGAAAAUUUGUGGUUUGCGUAAGAGUUAGCCCAGCAGGCUCUUGCGUUUAACUCGGACAAGGUUUACAGAAGAGAUCCAUACACUAUAUACAUAAUCAUUCUUCAUCUAUUUAUUGCAAAUUCCAGAAUUUAACUAGGCACCGAAGCUUGAACUAGCAUGGAACCUUAUUUAAAUUGGUAAUACCUCAGAUGUAUUAUGUGUACAAUCAUAUUUUUUUUUGCAUAAUAUAUCUGUAUUUAUUUAUUUUCUACCUGUA
Messenger RNA from Pezoporus flaviventris, 2416 nucleotides. RefSeq names its product cysteine and serine rich nuclear protein 1 (gene CSRNP1). The record is from RefSeq and is a predicted model, not a curated record. Gene Ontology annotation, cellular component: nucleus. Gene Ontology annotation, molecular function: sequence-specific DNA binding; DNA-binding transcription factor activity, RNA polymerase II-specific. Lineage: Eukaryota; Metazoa; Chordata; Aves; Psittaciformes; Psittacidae. The coding region runs from base 47 to 1759 and encodes 570 amino acids. Gene Ontology annotation, biological process: regulation of transcription by RNA polymerase II. The transcript is spliced from 4 exons.